AUGGUCAUCGCAACCAACUCCACCAUUACUGCCCUCAUCGUUCCAGCAUCCGGCAUGGCCACGAUUAUAGAAGAGUUGCUAGAAGGCCUUCUAGUGGAGGUGUUUGUCGCUAUCUUUCUAUAUGGGAUCGCAACUGCACAAGUGUACUUCUAUUGGAUGAACUUCGCAAAUGACUCUGUGUGGAUUCGUAGUACAGUUUUACUUGUUUGGGUGCUGGAAACUGUCCACACUUGUAUGUGUGUGAAGAUGAUUACUCAGUACACGAUUGUCGACUUUGGAGACGUGCCCGCUGUCGCGCAUAUUAUAUGGAGUGCUGGAGUUACAGUCAUGUUAGCGGUACUUAUAGCGGCUAUGGUACAGACGUUCUUCAUUCACCGUAUCUGGAUCUUGAGCCGACGAUCUAAGUUGAUUACUGCUAUCCCGGCUGUCCUGCUGUUUGUUCGUGUUGCAUUCGGACUUGCUACUGCUUCUCUCUUGUACCGUCUUCCAACCUGGAGCGAAUUUCGGAGCAAUGUCGGGCCUCUUUUCACUCUCACGUGUGGCAUCAGCCUUGCUGCCUUUGUUGAUCUCAUUAUAGCAGUGGGAUCGAUAUACUACCUAUGGCACAGUAGGACAGGCUUUGAACGAACGGACCACAUUAUUCGAUCCUUGAUUACAUACCUCGUCAGCACGGGUGCACUCACCGUGGCAGUAUCUUUCUCCAUUGUGCUUACUUUCGUCUUUCUCAAGAACAGUCUCCUAUUCGCUGGUCUGGUGGAGGUCCAGAGCAAGCUGUAUGCCAAUUCCUUCAUGGCAACAUUGAACGCAAGGAAGCUUAGGAGCCGUGGAGAGCACUCUGCCCAGGAAUAUAACUCCAAUUCUAUCGAGCUAGGGCCUUCGAGACGCCAAGGCACGCAGACGGACCAUAAAACGAUGAAGCCCAUCGAAAUCUUCCAGCAUACCACGAAUAUCAGUGACAACACCGGAGGUGUCGUCGACGAGAGGAACUCUGUCGCGCAACUCAAGGUCGUCCGAUCCUCCAUCGAGCUAGGCGAGACGUAUCAGAAGCCGCAGUCCCUCGUCUGA
Messenger RNA from Sparassis crispa, 1065 nucleotides. RefSeq lists its product as hypothetical. NCBI's taxonomy places the organism in Eukaryota, Fungi, Basidiomycota, Agaricomycetes, Polyporales, Sparassidaceae. The coding region runs from base 1 to 1065 and encodes 354 amino acids. The record is from RefSeq and is a predicted model, not a curated record. The transcript has 19 exons.